Messenger RNA from Fraxinus pennsylvanica, 651 nucleotides. The record is from the annotation of a GenBank genome assembly. Lineage: Eukaryota; Viridiplantae; Streptophyta; Magnoliopsida; Lamiales; Oleaceae.
AUGAAUGCAUCCAUAGCUGUUCUCUUGGUUUCUGGGCUAAGAAUGUUAUUCGAUGAGGUUGAAUUUCGGUGGAAGGUUCAUAAUGCCAGACCACAGUCCUACUUGUCACACUUAGAAAAGAAGCAGCUCUCAGCGAAUGAUUCUCAUCUUACUACCACGCCUCCCCCACCAAAAUGGAAGAAAAAAAUUGAUUCUGCAGUUGUAGAGGCAGCUAUGCGGGAUUUUAUCGACAAGCUUUUGAGCGAUUUUGUCAUUGAUCUGUGGUAUUCUGAUAUUACUCCUGACAAAGAGGCACCUGAGUUGAUGCGUGCUGUAAUCAUGGAUGCACUUGGCGAAGUAUCUGGCAGACUCAAAGAAGUAAACCUUGUUGACCUUUUGACGAGGGAUGUUGUAGACAUGAUAGGAGAUCUCCUGGAUCUUUUCAGAAAAAACCAUGCUUUUAUUGGUGUGGAUGUCGUGGCCUGGGAACACUUUCUUCUGAAGAACGAGAUGAAAGUUAAUGUAGAUGAUGCUGUGGAUGAUAUUGUACGGCAGUUCAAAGGAGUUUCUGAUAGCUUGAUGCGGAAAGUUGUUGGCUCACCUUCCUCUACCUACGAACCAGCUUCUUUAGUUCCAAGCAGAACUUUUUCCUGGAAUGCCUACGAUAUUUAA